UCACAGGACCGGGCCCCACGAUUGGCGCGUGGCUGCCCCCUCAGUUUGGCUGGGUCGCUCCGCGUCUGCUGCCUGUUGCCUCCGCGAGUACCUCGAACUUUUUGAGGUGGAAGAUGGCGGAGAGCGCCUUCGCCGAGCGUAGCGACGGGGGCGAGGAGAAGGUUUCUGGUGCUGAAGUCAUCGCCCAGGCCCUGAAAACCCAAGAUGUGGAGUACGUGUUUGGCAUCGUGGGCAUCCCAGUGACCGAAAUCGCCGUUGCGGCGCAGAAGCUGGGCAUCAGAUAUGUGGGGAUGAGGAAUGAGCAAGCGGCUUGUUAUGCUGCCUCUGCGGUUGGAUAUCUGACAGGCAGGCCAGGUGUAUGCCUCGUGGUUUCUGGCCCAGGUCUUAUCCACGCUUUGGGUGGUAUGGCAAAUGCAAAUGUGAACUGUUGGCCUUUGAUUGUGAUUGGUGGUUCUUCUGAAAGAAGACAGGAAACAAUGGGAGCCUUCCAGGAGUUUCCACAGGUUGAAGCUUGUAGAUUGUAUUGCAAGUUCUCUGCCCGGCCGAGCAGCAUAGAAACUAUUCCUUCUAUUAUUGAAAAGGCAGUGAGAAGCAGUAUUUAUGGCCGUCCAGGUCCUUGUUAUGUUGACAUACCUGCAGAUUUUGUGAACUUCCAAGUGAAUGUGAAUUCUAUAAAGUACGUGGAGUGCUGCUUGCCACCUCCUGUUAGUAUGGCAGAAACUUCUGCUGUAUAUAUGGCAGCAUCUGUGCUUCGGAAUGCCAAACGGCCCCUCCUUAUCAUUGGGAAAGGUGCUGCUUAUUCCCGUGCAGAGGAGGCUAUCAGGAAAUUGGUGGGGCAAUGUAAAUUGCCAUUUUUGCCCACCCCCAUGGGUAAGGGUGUUGUCCCUGAUAACCAUCCAAACUGUGUAUCUGCUGCCAGAUCCAGGGCUUUGCAAUUUGCUGAUGUAAUUGUGCUAUUUGGUGCCAGAUUAAAUUGGAUUUUGCAUUUUGGACUGCCUCCAAGAUAUCAACCAGAUGUGAAGUUUAUCCAGAUUGAUAUCUGUGCAGAAGAAUUGGGGAAUAAUGUAAAGCCUGCUGUGAGUUUGCUAGGAGACAUAAAUGCUGUCACUAAACAGCUUUUAGAACAAUUUGAUAAAACACCAUGGCAGUAUCCUCCAGAGAGCAGCUGGUGGCAAACUCUGAGAGAAAAAAUGGAGAGCAAUGAAGCUGCAUCCAAGGAAUUAGCUUCCCAAAAAUCCCUGCCUAUGAAUUAUUACACAGUAUUCUACCAAGUUCAAGAACAACUACCCAGAGACUGUUUUGUGGUAAGUGAAGGAGCAAAUACUAUGGAUAUUGGACGCACUGUGAUCCAGAACUACCUUCCUCGUCACAGGCUUGAUGCUGGCACUUUUGGAACAAUGGGAGUUGGUUUGGGAUUUGCCAUUGCAGCUGCUAUAGUGGCAAGAGAUAGAAACCCAGGGAAGCGGGUCAUUUGUGUGGAAGGAGACAGUGCAUUUGGGUUUUCUGGGAUGGAAGUGGAAACCAUCUGCAGGUACAACUUGCCCAUUGUACUUUUGGUGGUGAAUAAUAAUGGAAUUUACCAAGGUUUUGAUGCAGAUAGUUGGAAGGAAAUGUUAAAAUUUGGAGAUGCUACUGAAGUGGCUCCUCCAGUCUGUCUUCUGCCAAACUCACAUUAUGAGCAGGUUAUGACUGCGUUUGGAGGCAAAGGGUAUUUUGUACAAACACCAGAAGAACUCCAAAAAUCACUGAGGGAGAGUUUGGCAGACACAACUAAACCUUCUCUGAUCAAUAUCAUGAUUGAGCCGCAAGCCACACGGAAGGCCCAGGAGGAGCAAAAGAUGACAAAAUCUCCCUACAAGGAGUUCCUGAGCCUGCAGGGUUUGAAUGUCUUCCCCGAAGGGUGUAACGUCAGAGAAGAAUCCCUAGCCUUUCUAAGUUGGCCUUUGUGCUUGUGGACACCUGCAAUAAAAGCCCUUCCCGGCCUGGAUCAGAAGAAGCGUGGUAGCCACAGAGCAUGCUGCCUCCUAACGCCCCCUCCACCCCCACUGUUCCCACCACCAUUCUUCAGAGGGGGCCGAAGUUUGCUGCUGUCCCCAGACAUGAAGAAUCUCAUCCUGGAACUGGAGACCACACAGUCUUCAUGUGCACAAGGAUCACUCGGCUCCCCUGGGCCCCCUGGCCCCCAGGGUCCACCGGGACUUCCUGGCAAGAUAGGACCAAAGGGAGAAAAGGGGGAGCUUGGCCUACCAGGAAGGAAGGGUAGACCUGGUCCCCCGGGUGUUCCUGGCAUGCCCGGGCCAGUUGGCCCUGAAGGACCCAGGGGUGAAAAAGGUGACCUGGGUGUGAUGGGCUUGCCAGGGUCAAGAGGACCAAUGGGCUUCAAGGGCUACCCUGGAUCCAGAGGGGAAAAGGGAUCCAGAGGUGAAAGGGGUGACUUGGGUCCCAAAGGAGAAAAGGGCUUCCCAGGAUUUCCUGGAAUGCUGGGGCAGAAAGGUGAAAUGGGUCCAAAGGGUGAGCCUGGGAUAACAGGACACAGGGGACCCAGAGGAAGACCAGGAAAACGAGGCAAGCCGGGGCAGAAGGGAGAUAGUGGAGUAAUGGGCCCACCAGGCAAGCCUGGGCCUUCUGGUCAACCUGGCCGUCCAGGCCCACCAGGCCCCCCGGGGCCCCCAUCUGCAGGACAACUUGUGAUGGGACCCAAAGGGGACAGAGGAUUUCCCGGGCCUCCAGGAAGCUGUCUUUGUGGAACCCCUACGAAUGUGAAUAACCCUUCUUACAGGGAAUCCAUGUUUGGGGCCAGUUCCCCACACGUUCCUGUGAUUUUUGUAGUCAACAAUCAGGAGGAGCUUGAGAGACUGAACACCCAAAACGCCAUUGCCUUCCGCAAAGACCAGAGAUCUCUGUACUUCAAGGACAGCCUUGGCUGGCUCCCAAUCCAGGUAACCCCUUUCUACCCUGUGGACUACACUGCAGACCACCGUGGCUCCUGUGGGGACGGGGUCCUGCAGCCCGGGGAGGAGUGUGAUGAUGGGAACAACAAUGUGGAUGACGACUGCAUCAGCUGUCACCGGGCCUACUGUGGAGAUGGCCACCAGCACAAGGGCGUGGAGGACUGUGAUGGCUCUGACUUCGGCUACCUGACGUGCGAGACCUAUCUCCCUGGGUCAUAUGGAGACCUGCAGUGCACCCCGUACUGCUACAUCGACUCCACGUCCUGCCGCUACUUCACAUGAGGAGGAGGUGGGCUGCAUCCUAUAUAUUUGGCAACAGCUUCUCCACUGUCAUCAAAUUGACUUUGCGCCAUCCUGGUCCAGUUUCUACCACCUUCAUAUGACAAAAACAAGGACAAACUCCUGCUGUUAAGACAUGCUUUUGACUCAGUCGACUGGAAGAAUUUAGGACUACUGCAUCCUGUCUUAAUCCAAAGUCCCGGAGAACCUUCCAUGUGCCCAGCCUGGGAACUGUUCCCCCUUGCUACCAUCUGGCCAAAUAGCCAACCUUCAGUGCCCUUUCUCUUCUGGAAUGUUACUGACUCAGACCAUUGACUUGGCUUAGAACUGUUAGCCCCACUAAGACCUGCAGGGUUUUUUGAAUAUGUUCUCAUCACACUUGGGGCAUCUGGUGUACAGGCCUCUCUGUUCCUCUGACCUCCAGAAAUGUGGGCAUUCUCACCCAGGGCAGCCGGCCAUCAGAUCUCCCCAGGCUUGUGAAACACAAAGCAGGGAAGUGGGCCUGUUCUCUUGGAGUGGCUCCCAGCUCUGGACCUACUGAGGAACCCCUCAACUGUCUACAGCCCAGCAUAGCCUCAUAUGGAUGCAGUUUCCCCAAGAAGAGACCCAACUGUGAAAAAGUCCUGUGAAACGGUGCUCUGCCCCUGGAGAAGGUGGAGGCCCAGCUGGGGUGCUCAGCAUGUGAACAAUAGCAAAGCAGUGACCUUCUGCUUCUCAGUGUUCCCCAAAGGGGUAGCUCUUGUGGUUUCACCAUCCUCAGCACCAUCUCAUGGCUCUCUGAGCUUUAACCUCUGUCUUAUGAAUGCCCGUUAUGUCCAUUUCUUGUUCAGGGGGUUCACUACCAGAGGGAAACUACUGAAGUCUACACCUGGGUAGGCUUUUGGUGUUCUCAGUCCUUAGGAAAAUGUCCCCAUGUGAGGCCCUAUGACUGAGUACUUGCUCCAGGCAGAGGCCAUUUCUGUCCUGGGCUCCAGCUCUAGGCUGCCUGCUGCUUCCUGCGCACAUCCUAUGACCUUCCCUUGGUGUCUCCGUAGUGCAUAGCCUUGCCCUCAUGUCUGUGUCCCUGAGCCCCCCAUGUUUCUGCAGGGUCAUUAGUUUGGCCUUUGAGCUGCCUUGUAACACGAUCUUUCCUGAGUGGGGCUUAGCUUUGUUUUGGAAGUAUGUCUCCCCCAAACCCAAAUGGCAGACCUCAAAUGGAAUUUGCCUAUUGCUACCAGAGAGGGAUACUUUUGGGCUUUUGUACAAAGCUAUCUAAUGUGCCUGAGUCCUGGGGACUCAGUAGACAGGAGCUUCUGGCCCAGCGGGCCAUCACUAAUGAUCUGUAGUAGAUGGGAUCAUCCCAAGGGUGAUGCCUUUAGAGGUGGGGCACGCUGGUCAGCCUGGUUCCCUCAGCCUCUUCUGCACACCGUGGGGUGACACCUUCAUGCUGGGAUCUCCAGAUGGGAAAUCAAGAAAUACAAGCAGUUUGUUUCCCCACUGUGGCUCUCUCUUCCCUGGGGGUUUUGGGCCAGUGUCCCAGCAUUACCGUUUGGAAUGAGGGGUCUGAAUUUACUGUCUCCCAGGCUUUGCAGAGGGUUCUAGAACAUGGAGCAGUACUACCUCCUCAGGGACAAGGGAGGAAACUGAUAUUGAGAGAUUUAGAGGGACUUACCUAAGGCUACAAAGCCUGGUCUUGCCAACCCAGUCCCACUCCAGCCUUAUUUUAGGACCAUGUUUAGAACAAGAUGGAGCUCCAGCACUGCCCUUGGUUCGACCUGCCACGAAAGACCCUGUCCUGGGUCCCUUGUCUUGAAGGGCACCAAUCUGGCCUUCCCCUGGCUAUGUCCCUCCCCACGGGGCAGGGAGUCUAUGAGGCCAAGGUGACGUGCCCACUGAAGCUUGUGCACCCCUCUCCCAGACUAUGAUCCAGGUACCCAGGAGACCACAGUUCCUAUCCAAGUGGUCCUCCUACACACAUCUGUCAUCCUGACCUGUACGCACCUAUAAGCAUGAGGGGUGGCCAGGGACAAGCUGUGUUUAGGGGUUGUAGAUGGGGCUUGGAUAUGCAGGCUGGGGUUCCCACAGAGAUAGGCAUGAAGCCUCUCUCACUUGGACGGGGCCUUGCUCUCCUUGUGCCACCACAGAACUUUGAGGCAUCUAAAUAUUCCAAAUGCAAACCCAGCCUUCCAGGUCUUACAAAAAGUGUGACUGUCAAGUAAGCAGACAGGACAUAUUUAGGAAUAGUUUGAUUCUAACAUGAAAUACUAGACAUAUGGUACGUGAACCUCCACCUGUGCUCUUGUAACCAGAUCUCACAAUUAUCAUCAGACAGGUGAGGGCCUGUCUCUGACUAUUGCAAGGGGUUUCUGAAAGGCUCUGAAAAUGAAAGGAUUCAAAGCCACAUGUUUGAAGUAUAUAUGUAAUAAUAGCAAUCCCCCCCCCCCCGUGGCAUUUGUGAUUUUUAAAAAUUCAAUUAAUAACAUAGAUUAUUUAUUUCAGAGGUAGAAGUCAGUGAUUCAUCAGGUGCCUAGAACACCCAGUGCUCCUUCCAUCACGUGCUGCCCUCAGGCCUCCCCUGAAAUGCUGUGGUCCAGGGAGCAGGUCCUGGUCCAGGAACAGGGACACCUGUAAGCAGGCCAGGUGGCCAUGGGAGAGGUAACCAAGUGUCUCUUGAGAGCACUGGCUGUUUCUGUGGGGAGCUGAGGUGCCACAGAGGGAGGGCAGAGCCCUCAACUGGGAGUCCUGACAUCUGGGCUCAUACUUGGUUUGUCACUUCUCACAGACUCCAUCUCCUUACCUAGAAGAAACUGUACACAAGGGCCGAAUUUUCUUUCAGCUCUAACAGCUUGUGGGUGGGGACUCUCCUCCAGCAGUGACAGGACAUGCCUAGGAGUGGAGAUAGAUAUCCUCAGCUUCUCCUGAGACUGUCACAUAGAGUGGCUGAGAAUAUCAGGGUCUUUAGAGCUGCAGCAGAGUCACCAAAAAAGGCUAUGUCAGUUUAGAUACUUUUGUUGGUAGGUAGCAGAAAAUCCAACUUAAAUAUAAUAUAAACUACAGGGUGGAAUUUAUUGGCUUAUAUAACUUAAAAAAUUCCAGCAGUUGAGUGGAGAUCAGACAUGGUUCAAGCAAGGCUUCCACUCCAUUUCUCUGCCCGGACUCUCUUCUCCGUUACUUGCAUAUCUCCUGUUAGUUUGAUCCUUGGGUGUCACAAGCGGACUAUUGCAAUUUCAGACUUACAUCUGACCCUAUAAUAUCCAGAGGAAGAGAUAACAUCUAUUCCAGUGGCUCUCAAGAAAGUUUUUUUCCAGAAGCCCCCCAAAAGUCUUACCUUGAGCCUCAUUGCCUAUUUGGGGUCACAUGCCCAUUCCUGAACCAAUUCUUGUCAGAAUGCCGCCCACUAAUUGGAUUACAGCUGGGUUCCUGAACCCACAGAGGCAAAAGGUGUAAGAUUACUCCUUGUUCACUCCCUAGGGAUUCUCCAGAAGCACAUCAGCUGUGUAAGGAAGGCUUGGCUAUUGGCCAAUAUAGUGGGGAGCAGGUAUGAGGUGAAUGGGUGCUGGGUACACACAGUGUCUAUCACCGUGGCAGUCUCUGGUUUUGCUUUUCCUUUUGGCAGGAAUAGGUGCUGAACCACUUGGGGAAAACCUCUGGAAAGAUACCUCACAACUAGACAGCUCUUGGCUGAUUCUGAUAGAGCUCCUUGAAAGAAGUUGACUCUCCUAGGGAGCCAAAGGUUAUCAAAGAGGUGGUGUAGUUUGCUUUUGUGAAAAAAGGAGAGGAUAGGAUUUACGUAUUUGGGUUUGGAGCCUGUCACUAACUCCCUAUUUAAUUUUCCUGCAUAAUUUGCUUAACUUUUCUGUUUUUCUCAUCUUUAUACUGGGUUAUUUCAGGGCGUGUUGGCAUUUUAGUGAUGAUACGGUUAAAAUUUCUGACACCUAGAAACUCUUUACAGAGGGUUGGGUUUUAUCUGUGUCAUUAUUAUUUAAGGACUUAGGCCGAAUCACUCACCUCUUUGGGACCUGGGGGUUCUUUCUUCCCCCUUUGAGGCUGGUUACAUGGGUUCACUUUUGACAGCAGUUUGGACCACAGUCUUUAUUACAGCCUUUACUAUAAAACAGUGAAAAAGAGCAGGGGUUCUCAAACUCUGCAGCACAUUAGCCUGUUUGACAAAUACCACCAGGGAUGAACCAACACAAAUUUUGUAGACCAACAAAAUCAGGUUCACUGUCGUGUAGUAAGAAGACCAAACACCAGAGGAAUAAUGGAACAGCUCAUCAAACCAAGAAAAAGAUUAUGACAGACUUGGGGAGGGGUGCAGUGUAGGCAGAACAUGAAAGCAGCAUUGUGGGAACAGGCUCAAAGCAAAACAGGGGUCAAGGUCAAGCCUGGACUGGGAAGUGGACCCAGGUCCCGAUUCCUUGGAGAACUGCAAAGUUAAGAAAAGCAGGGACUGUCAUGCUGGAAAAUCCCUAUCAGAAUUUUUGAAUCUAGGGUAGAAACUGAAACUGCUUCUCUGUGUCAGUGACUCAUGCAGCGCAGGUCUUCCAGGCAAGGGUGGAAAGUUUCAUUGUUAAUGAUAGGAUUGCAAACUGCAAAGUUUUGACAGCCCAAGAUUUUAGUCACAAAGGUUGACAUGAUUUUUGUUCAGGUGGCAGGAGUAUAAAGCAAAGCUGAGGCUGUCACUGAAAAGAAAGCAGGAGUCAUUCAAAGAGUGAUUAUGAUACUGUAGAGCUGACCUUGAGAGAAAGAUUGCUUCCUGUUAACUUUGCAGCAUUAUCAGUGCCUGCCCUGACAGUCUGAUGAAUGACAUGGUACAGGGCUGACUUUACCUCUCUCAGCCUGGACUAGUUUUUUUACCCUUUCACCAGUAACAGAGGCCCAAGCUCUGCUCAGCUGAUCCCCAAUGACCCACACUAUGGCGAGGCUUCUCUAGGCCAGCCCCCAGGCUCCUAACAUAACCAGGGAAGCGUGGGGAUGGGGUUUGGCUCCAGAAGUCUUUAUCCACCUUCAAAGCCAUUUGAGUGACAAACUUGUGAGCAAAGUAAGGUCUUUAGAGGAACCGUGUUCUCAACCUUGGUAACUAGUACUUAGGAAGCAGUGCUUGGGAAGAUGGUAGGACAAAUUUUCUAAGCAUCAUGGGACAUACACCGAUCAUCCAUCACUUUAAUAUGGGCCUGGAGGACACAUAGGUCAAAUUGCUUAAGAAUCUCCAAACCUCAAUUCAUAGGCCAACCAUGCUCCAUUCACUGCUUUACUUGAGUUGUCCCGCACUCCCCUUCCCUCCCCUAUAGUGGAGUGAACCAAUUUCAGUGAAACUCAGAUCUUGCAUUAGUAUGGUAACAGUGAGCUCAUAGAUCAAGGAUCUUGGCAAUUCAUCAAGGAGACGGUUACACUUCAAUAACCUACAGUCACCACCCAUGGACCCAGAGGCUCCAAGAGUGUGGUUUCCAUCCUCAUUUGUUGCAAAUGACACAAGAGUAAAGGAUUGAGGACUCCCCACCUCACAUAAUUGGGGUGGGGGGGCAGGCAGACAGAAAGGGGGAAUAGGAAGAGAACUCACACUGCCUUUAUCAGAGGGCCUUCCUCUCUGGGGAUUCACCUAAGUUCUUUUCAGCUCCAGACAGCUGACUUUUGGAGUCAGACAACGCUACAAGAAACAAGAAACCAACUCACUAUAGGAAGAAAUGGGCUAUUUCCCCAGCCCUUGUUUGCCUUUGCCCCACUACCUUUGCAGAAAGAAAAAGGGGCCCAUGGAAAAUGCCAAGAUGUUAGUACCUCAAGAGAAUUUGUGAUUAUUUUGGUUUUGCCAUCCUUCCACCCCCUCGAUACCUCUAGAUUUGGGGUUUUGAUGUUCCAACUCAUAAGGAGUAUCACAUCCCACUGCAUGUGUCACUCCAGGUUACUCUCAAUCCAACUCCUACCUAGGAUGGCAAAAUGAAGGCAGUCAUUCACAGUAGUGGGUCAUCAUUUGAGGCUCAUCAUGGGAGACUAUCUUCUUGGGGCACAAGUUUAAAGCUUUAGAGUUUAUGAGGAUGACCUGAAGGGCUUGUCAAAACAUUACUGGGACCCACUUUCGAGUUUCCAAUUCAGCAUGUCUGGGGUGGAACUUGGUAAUUUCUAUUUCUAACAAGGUCCCAGGGGAUGCUGAUGGUGCUGUGGACCAGGGACCACAUUUUAAGAGCCACUACUUCUGGGGAAAUGUCUCAUCUGAGAACAACGGUAGUAGCCCAAAUACACUGGGGGACAGGAGGACUUUGGGUAAGUGGGGUUUUUUUUUAAUACUCUUCCAUUAAGGAAGUAGGGUCUUUGUCCUUUCCUUUUGAAUCUAGGUGGGCUUUUGAUUGCACGGACCAAUAGAAUGCUGUGGAUGUGAUGCUGGGUGACUUCCCAGGCUAGAUCAUCUACAGCCAAGCAGCUUCUUGGGACACUCAUCCUAGGGGAGAGCAGCCAUCAUGAAAGAAGCCCAAAUACCUUGAGACUGCCAUGUUGGGUUCUGGUUGACGGAUCCAAAUGAACUUGCUUCCAGCCAUCCCCACCAUGGUGCCAGAGAUGUAAGUGAAACUAGUUCAGACUCUCCAGUCCUGCUUGUCUGCCACCUAAGUUAACAUUGAGUGACCUCAGGGGAAGCCCCAAGGAGAAUCGCCCAGCCAAGCUCUAUCCUAAAUCCUAACCAACACUUCCAUGAGAUAAAAUGGUUGUUGUUUAAGCCACGAAGUUUUAGGGUAGUUUGUUACUUAGCAAUAGAUAACAGUGCUUUAGGUUAGAAAGGUUAGAAAGGAAGCAAACCACUCUGGACAGGGCAAAGCGCCAAGUCCAGAGGAGCUGCUGGCUUGCGUUUGGUGCCCUCUGCAGGAUCCAUGAAUAUAAGUUGGCCUUAACUCCUACAUGGACUUUUAUUUAUCUGGCUAGGAGAAAAGCCAGGCAAGAGAGGGGACUUAAGUCAUUGUAUGGCCCAGUGUUCUCAACCAUGAUGGGGAUGUGGAGUAUAUACAGGUUGUAGAAUGACUGCAACAACCACCCUAAUUCUCACACCUCCCUGUAUCCACACCUUUCUAACAUACUUUGCUACUCCUCCCAUCAGCUGGUGAAAUGCAAUGUAUUUGCCCAACCCCUUGAUUCUGAACUUGAUCUUGUGACUUGCUUUUGGCCAGUGACAUGUUAGCAGUUGUGACAGAGGUAGUGGUGUUUCGUCUCUCACUCUAGCACCUUUGCCUUUGCCAUGACAAUAUGCCUAUGCUAGGCUGGCCAAGGCCAUCCUCGAUCAGCUGAAUCCGUCAAGACAUAUGGAGCCCAGUCAAGACCAGGCUGUCCAGGAACACCCAGUCUAAAUCACCAAUCCAGACUUGUAAGCAAAAUAAAUGUUUAUUUUAAGCCACUGAA
Messenger RNA from Canis lupus familiaris (dog), 10589 nucleotides. It is a transcript of the gene HACL1, whose product is annotated as 2-hydroxyacyl-CoA lyase 1. The record is from RefSeq and is a predicted model, not a curated record. Lineage: Eukaryota; Metazoa; Chordata; Mammalia; Carnivora; Canidae. Bases 114 to 3233 code for a protein of 1039 amino acids. Gene Ontology annotation, biological process: fatty acid alpha-oxidation. The transcript is spliced from 33 exons. Gene Ontology annotation, cellular component: peroxisome. Gene Ontology annotation, molecular function: catalytic activity; thiamine pyrophosphate binding; magnesium ion binding.